AUGGAACCCAUCAAUGCUAGCAGUGUAGAGAUUUGCUUGUAUGGCAGCAGCGCGUCGACGUGUUCAUUUGCCUCCGCUCUCGGGUUCUUCUCAGUUGUUGGUGCUGGAGCACUGUUGUUGUCCGAUGCCCGAUUUGAGCGCGUUUCCUCCAUUCCAACACGAAAAAGGAUUGUCACUGGCGACCUGGCCGUGUCCGCUAUAUUCGCUGUUAUAUUUCUGAUUGCGUUCUUCACAUUCUGGAGCAAGUAUUCAUCGUUCGAUCUGGAUGAGCCGUACUCUACUGGGUAUGCAAAAUUCGGCAUUCUCUUAGCACUCCUUUCGACUUUGGCCUGGGGGGGUGCAGCGUUUUUCGCAUGGAGACGAUAUGAGGAGGGCGCCGUCACGGCUCUAGGAACAAACUUCGACAACGAAUUCAGUGGUAUUGACGGUGAAGUUCAAGAUGGCUACGGCUACGGCGGAAGUUCUGAAGGAAUUGGUGCAGUCAGUGGUGGACAUCAGAUCAGCGUGGCGAACACCUCGUACCAAGCUGGAGCGCCUCCUUCUAUGCCGCCAAAUCCGAAUCCUUUUGUUGGAACUGAUGGCUACGGUUACUGA
Messenger RNA from Ostertagia ostertagi, 594 nucleotides. The record is from the annotation of a GenBank genome assembly. Lineage: Eukaryota; Metazoa; Nematoda; Chromadorea; Rhabditida; Trichostrongylidae.